CAUCGAGGGGCAGGUAGUAAUUCUUCCUUAGUCGUCUCAGUUUUGAGGUUCCUGCAGAGGCUCUGUCUGCUAUCGCCCACUAUUUGCAGCGUAUGAGUUGCUCUUUGCGAGAUGAGGUGACAAGGCUCCGCACGUGACUUGAACUUCACCUCCAAAGCGGAGCUGUGCUUCGCGAUUCAUCGGCACCUCACACGUCCAAAAACACCAACCAUGAACGAACGAUGACCACCACCGCGCCCUCUCACCCCGACAGCGCAGCGGAGAGCGCGCCAGCCUCCUCAUACGCCUCCUACGUCCCGCACGACCUGAAGUACAGCGCGGAGUUCGAGGACGCCCUCAUCGCCGCCGUGCUAGACUCCACCGAACCACCCACCACAGCAGCCAACAUCCGCGUAACCCCAAAUCCCGAACUCGACUCCAACGUAUCCCUCCCCUCUAUCCCGGAAUCAGACCUUCCCCUCCCCCUCUCCGACCCGCGGCGCACGCACCCUUCCUUCCUCCCCGGCGUCUCCCUCACCCACCCCGCAGGCUACUACGAAGGCGGGCCAGGCCUCGAUCCCGACCUCGACACCUUCCCCGAAGACUUCUUCACGCGGCAUUCGAGUCUACAGACUACGGCGCAAUUGCAACGGGCACUGCAGAAAGAGGUAGGGGAGAAUCUGGAAUUGCUGAGGGAGAGAUUGGGGGCGCGGAGGCGUGCGCGCGAAAAGAAUGAGGGCUUGGAGAGGGAGUUGAAGAGUUUGAGAGAUCAGCAUCAUAUGGAGCUGAGGAUUCAUCAUCGCAUGCGGGAGGAGAAGGCGAUGAAGAAGGAGGCGAGGGAGAGCAGGAGGAAGGGUAAGGCGGGAUGAGGAGAUGUCCACUGGGGAUAGGUUUUGGACGACUACACGGCACCGCAUGGCUGCUCGAUGUGCCAGAUAUAACGCCCUCCUGCGACUGAGCGUGGAUGGUGGUAACGGCACCGA
Neohortaea acidophila is the source of this 962-nucleotide messenger RNA. RefSeq lists its product as uncharacterized. The record is from RefSeq and is a predicted model, not a curated record. The transcript has a single exon. Bases 222 to 848 code for a protein of 208 amino acids. Lineage: Eukaryota; Fungi; Ascomycota; Dothideomycetes; Mycosphaerellales; Teratosphaeriaceae.